Molecule: messenger RNA, 893 nt
Organism: Aspergillus versicolor CBS 583.65
Lineage: Eukaryota; Fungi; Ascomycota; Eurotiomycetes; Eurotiales; Aspergillaceae
Exons: 1
Coding region: 100-876 (258 amino acids)
Molecular function (GO): monooxygenase activity; iron ion binding; oxidoreductase activity, acting on paired donors, with incorporation or reduction of molecular oxygen
Source: RefSeq, a predicted model, not a curated record
GCGGAAAUGGCACUUGAAACAACCCGGGGAAGUCGAGUGAGUCUGGUGUCUGUAACACAGGUUCUGGCGCUCAAAUCGUCUCUCUGCGUGUUUUUCAACAUGACGGAUGAUAUUGACAAUACUCUUCUUAUCGACCUGGCUGCGGUCAUACACAAAAAUCGGGUAGAGACGAAGACAGAAAGCACAUUGCCAGACUUCAAGGACAACCCCGAUCUCCAGGCCAAACUCUCCGCCGUCUUCCCUGGCCGGGAUAUCCUCAAUGUACGAUCCAACCCGCUGAAUCAGAUCUUACCCAGUUUCGAGACCGUCUGGUGGGUGGCAUUACGACUGUUCAUGGAACUGCAUCGCCGGGACAAGCAGGACGAGAUAGAAACCCUUGUCGCAUUUGCUCAGCAUCCCACAGAUGCACAACUAAAGACCGAAAAUGAGAACGGGAUCUCUGCAAAGUUUCUGGUCAAAGAAGCCUUUCGACUGUAUCCGCCUACAAGACGAAUCAGGCGGACGUAUUUAUUCAGCGACAACAGUCCAAUUACCUGCACUGCUGAUGUAGAAGCUUGCCAGAUUGAUGAAAAGGUAUGGGGAGAUGCCAUGAAAUUCAAGCCAGAGAGGUGGAAGAGAGCAAGAGUCGUGCAGGAUCUGUCGUUUCUUGCCUUCGGUGGUCGCCCGUUUCUGUGCCCGGCAAGUCAGGACUUUGGACUCAGGGUUGUUGGCUUGAUUUCUGGGGUUUUGUUGGAUGUUUUCCAUGAUGAAUGGGUUUUGGAAUCGAAUAUGGUUGAGGACAUGAAAGAGUUGAGAUCUGGAGAGAGGUUGCUGAAUGACCGUGAUGCUUAUGACGGUGUCUUUCUUGACUUGAAUUAUCCUGACCAUCUUCAAUAGGAUCACUUCUACUACAC